Molecule: messenger RNA, 1479 nt
Organism: Rhipicephalus sanguineus (brown dog tick)
Lineage: Eukaryota; Metazoa; Arthropoda; Arachnida; Ixodida; Ixodidae
Product: peroxynitrite isomerase THAP4
Exons: 5
Coding region: 436-996 (186 amino acids)
Molecular function (GO): sequence-specific DNA binding
Source: RefSeq, a predicted model, not a curated record
CACCUUUUUUUUUGUAUUCAAACUUGGGACGAAGCUGAAAGGUCGGGAAAACAAGUCUCUCGUCCUUUGUCUCCGGUAUUUGAUGACAGCGAGACCAGCGACGCCUCGAUUGCAAGUCGACACGCUCUCAGAAGUUGAAUGAUUGAGCGCAUAUAUUAUUGCAGUUUGUUUUUGUGUUUGUCAGUAUGCACAAAAAACGUAGCAUAGAUUAGAGGUAAAGGACAGGCGCCCUGCUCGUGAGUGUAGUUGGAGUCUCGCAAGCCCUUUGUAAGUAUUUACAACGUGCGUGUUAAGCCGAAAACGCGUUUAUCGCCUUAUUCGCACUUUCCAGAUGAGCUAGCGCCACCGCGCGGAUUUUUGCGGAAGCCGGCAGACGGUGGUCGUUUUCCCACUCGCCCCGUUUGUGUGGCUGUCGGAGCGUCGUAGUAGUGCGUCAUGGAGAAAAACGGGCUGAGAGCGAAGAGCAAUCGCAUGUGCAGUGUGCCACAAUGCACAAAUCGUGCAAUAUUUGGAAAAGUCAGCUUGCACCGCUUUCCGAAAGAGAAAAAACGACGGAAGUUGUGGACAAUCAAGCUCCGCAUUGGGAAGCAAGUGAGCAAAGAAAUGGUCGUGUGUAGCGAGCAUUUCAACAAGGACGACUUUUUUUGGGGCCACCUUGACGAGUUGAAGCCCUUACGAAGGCGGCUGAAGAGAAACGCCGUGCCUUCUCAAAAUAUCCCGCUGCGCUCCCACGAGGCAGAAGUGAGGCCGAGGAUUUGCAGAAGAAAACACACUGCAGAUACACAAGGUAACAAGGGCCAGGACACUGCAGUACCACCUGAAGCAGUCACUGAUGGGGACUGCGCGUGCGAGCUUCCGAACUAUCCUGAAGAAGGUGAAUACGACGACCAACCUCUACAGGAGUGGCUUCCCCCCCUUUCAAGCUCUUGCACGUCUACACUGCAGGGCACACGAACAGCAGCAGAAUCUUUCAGGCACUUCCUCGAGUGCGGAUGAGGCAGUCCAGAAGAAAUUGAACACAAGACAUAGUUGCCUUGGCAAAAUAGUCGCCCGCAAGAUCGCCAACAUCAUCAAGGGCCAGAAGAAGCACUUGUAGUUUUGAUUAUGAGAAUAUAUUUGAACAUAUGCCUCAUUCAUCCACUGUGAUUAUCAUUGCAGGGGCGCUGCCACAGUGUGGGCCUUCUGCAUGACGACAAGACACCCAUAAAACACUUGCGCAAGACUAAUUCUAAUGGGGCUGAGAAGUGGGCAAAUACAAAACUAAUACAAUACCAGCAGGCAAUUACAGAACCAAUAGGCCAAUAUAAUUCCAAUUGGCUAAUAGAGAACCAAUACACCAAUAUAGGUCCAGUAGGCUGAUAUAGAACCAAUAGACCAAUAGCCAAAUACAGUUCCAAUAGACCUAUAGAACCAAUAGACCAAUAGGUGUCAAUAACCCAAUAGGCUAUUGGUUUUUUAUUGGGAAUUUUUGCUAGGGCG